Messenger RNA from Polyodon spathula (Mississippi paddlefish), 5959 nucleotides. Its product is annotated as regulation of nuclear pre-mRNA domain-containing protein 2-like. Gene Ontology annotation, cellular component: RNA polymerase II, holoenzyme. Gene Ontology annotation, molecular function: RNA polymerase II complex binding. Lineage: Eukaryota; Metazoa; Chordata; Actinopteri; Acipenseriformes; Polyodontidae. The record is from RefSeq and is a predicted model, not a curated record. Gene Ontology annotation, biological process: mRNA 3'-end processing.
GCGCAGUGAGGCGGCGCAGAGCGCUGAAGAUGGCGGACGGGCGGUUUCGUUAUCGGACGUGAAAUCGAAAAACAACAACAAACAACAAAUAACAACAAACAACAACAAAACUAGUUUAAAAAACAAGCAAGCAAGCAAGCAGACGAGCGAGCGAGCCCGGCUCGACCCGCUUCCAGCUCCGCAUUCAAACCCACGCUGCUCUGACCAGCACGCAUCGUGCAGUAAAUAAAUACAAACAAAUAAAUACAAAUAAACAGAAACAAAUAUGAAUAUAGCGAUAUGCAGGCGUGCAUGCUAGCAGGGGCGCUUGUGCAAGCUUGCACACUCGAGUCCAAACGCGCAGCUCGGGUUCAAACGCUGCCCUAACCAGCGCAGCGAGCAGAGCGGCUCUUCCUUAUUAUUAUUAUUAUUAAUAAUACUUUUAAAAUAAGAGUUAAACUAGCUGGCGUGCAUUCUGCAGCGUUUUCCAAGCGUUACCGUGCAAUCCGCGGGCUCGUACUGCGCAGUCUCAUAGAGCUAAAACAGCAAACCAGGCUAGCUGAGACUUAGAAAUAAAACCGGCAUCUCCAGCUUUAAAACCUGUUAGCAAUAGAUUUAAAAAAGCUGCACUGAUAGAAGCGGGUUAAGGAAACACGAUUGUGUUUGUUUUGAAGAGUGCACCGUGGAUCGAUAUUAUUAUUAUUAUUAUUAUUGAUUGCAGUACCCGCAGCGCCCCCCCCCCCCCCCCCCUUCGUGCCCCGAGCAGAGCCCCCCCGUCCCCCCCAGUCGUGCACACGGGAAGAUGGCGGCGGGAGGAGGAGGCGGCUGCAGCGGCGAGCGCCGCGUCUCGUCGGCGGGGGGACUCGAGUCCUCCAUGGAGCGCAGGUUUCAGAGCGUCUCCAACACCAUGGAGUCCAUCCAGGGGCUCUCCAGCUGGUGCAUCGACAACAAGAAGCACAGCGCCGCCGUGGUGCGACACUGGAUCCGGUGCCUGAGGAGAGCCGACUCUGCCCAGCGCCUCAAUCUCUUCUACGUGGCCAACGAUGUGAUCCAGAACUGCAAGCGCAGGAAUGCCAUGGUGUACCGGGGCGCCUUCGCGGAGGUGCUGCCCGGCGCCGCCCUGCUGGUCAGGGAUGCUGCGGUGCGGAAAGCCGUGGAGCGGAUUUUUACAAUCUGGGAGGAGCGGAACGUUUAUCCCGAGGAGCUGAUCAGCGAACUGAAAACGGGGCUCGUCAAGAAAGAAGCUCCCGUGCCUGUCAACCCCAAAGCAGCCCUGAAGUCGAAGAUUGUUGCAGAAUUCACACCCCAGACCUUCAUCGAUCAGCUGGCUGCCUACAAGCGCUCUGUGGACGAGGUGGACGUCAAGGAGAAGCAGCUGUCCACCAUGAGGGUGGACGUGUGCAGCACAGAGACUCUCAAACGACUGAAAGACAAGGCUGGGGGGAAGCGGUUCUCGAAGGAUUUCGAGGACGGCAGUGCGAAGCUCGAGGAGUUUGUGUCGUUCCUGGAGGCUCGGGUGCGCAGCGGGCCCCCCCUGAUCGAGGCCCUGGAGAACGCAGACGUCUUCUACGAAGCGCAAUACAAGGAGGUCAAGAUCGUCGCCAACGCAUACAAGGCCUUUGCUACCCGCGUGGGUAACCUGAAGAAGAAGCUGGACCUGCUGAAGAGCAGCCUGCCCGACCCCGAGGAGUCUCCCGUCCCCUCUCCCUGCAUGGACGCCCCCUCCCCCACGGGCUCCGAGUCCCCCUUCCACGACAUGGAGGAGGAGGGGGGGGGGGGCGUGGACGGGGUGGAGAUGGACGAGCCCUUCGGGGGGGUGACCCCCCGCUCCUCCAGUCCGGAGCCCACCCAGGACAACAGAGACGUGGAGGACAUGGAGCUGUCUGAUGACCCCAGGGGGUCACCCACACCAGCACAUCAUAGUGGACGAGCGCAGGGAGGAGCAGCGUGGCCCCGCGGUGCAGUCCGGCUCCUCUCCGGCUCGCGUUGUCACCGACCCCCCCACCAGGCAGACCCCCUCCCUGGGAUCCCUCUCCCCAGCCUCGCCAACGUGGACCUGGGCAAGAUCAGCUCCAUUCUCAGCAGCCUCACCUCCGUCAUGAAGAGCACGGGAGCGAGCCCUGUCUCCAGACCCUCUCCCGGCACCCCUACCACCCCCACAUCCCUCUCCGGGGGCCCCAAGACCCCUGUGCACGGCCCCUCGGCUCCCGGCAACGUCAACCCCCUGGCCAGCAUCCUGUCCAAAGUGGACGUCACUGCCGAAGGCAUCCUCAGCGCCCUGUCCAAAACCCCAGGGCAGUCUGGGCCUGGCCUGCAAGGCCUUUCCUCUCUGCUUCAGGGCGUCGCUGCCGGGAACUCUCAACCCGCUCCGCACGCAACCAAGGACAGACCCCCCUCCACUGCUACCCCCUCCUCCUCCUCCUCCUCCUCCUCAUCUCUGACUCCCUCUCAGCUCCCUGCCCCUUCCAGGAGCCAGCCUGGCCACUCCUUCAGCUCGCCGGCCCACGAAGUCUCCUCUAGCUCAGCCGCUAAGAGCCAGGCAGCGUCCAGCAGCAGCAGCAGCAGCAGCUCCAGAACCAAGCAGCUCAGCUCCAGCCCUGCACACUGGGGUAACAAACCUGGAAAGGACGGGCCCCCAGCCCGGCAGCAACAGCAGGAGCCCUCGACCUCCUCCUCGCCCUCCCCCUCCAGCCUGGAGCUCAAAAUCCACAGGUUCCUUCAGGGGAACCCCGGGUUCAGCGCCCUGAACCUCAGUAUCCCCAUUCUGGGAGGAGGGGGUAAUGCAGGGGGGGAGGCUCCCGAAGUCAGCUCCGGCGCCCUGGAAUUCCUGCCGAGCCAACCCGCAGAGAACGUGGACGGCACGCCGGUGAGGGACGAGCGUGGGGGCACCCCGACGCAGGACGAAAUGAUGGACAAGCCUUCCUCCGUCUCCUCUUCCUCGUCCUCUCUGGGAACCGUGGACCCCGUGUCCCUCCUGUCCAAAAUCCUGAGCCCUGGUCCCUCCUCGACCCCAGGCGGCGGCGCCCCGCCCCCCCUCCUGGGGCAGGGUGGCUACACCCCAAACCCCAAACUCCUGUUGAACUCGAGCAGCGGCAGCCAGAAUAAAACCCUUAAAAACGAUGACAGUAAAAUAACCAAGAGCAAAGUGGCUGCCGUUGGCGUGGCAACCGCCAGCACCACUAAUGCAGCCUCUAUUUCAACUGCUCCCUACAGCCAAGGGGCACGGCUGGAUCUCUCCCCCACCGCCUACAGGGCUCAGGCAGGCAGCUGGGGGGGCCAGCAGCCCUCCUCAUCCUCACUGGGAGGCCUGGUUGACGCCCCCCCUGAGAAUUUCUACCCCGAUAAGGAGGAGGGGGAGGAGGAGGGGGGAUAUGAGUACAGCUGUGCGGAGAAAAGGCCCCCCAAGGUUAUCGCGAAGGGGGGGGCAGGAGGAGGAGUGGGGGGGCAGCAUCAGAGGCGUCCGUCCAGCGAAGGCGGAGCAAGAGAGCACAAGAGUAAGAAAUAUUCCACGCCGUCGUCCGGGAAUCGACAGCAGAAAGACAACGGCAGCUUCAGCAGUCUCCCCAGCCCCUCCCCCUCUGGGUACGGGUACGGGAGUGGGGGUUCAGAGGGCGCUCCCUCGCCUUCCCCCAAAGCCAGCGAGGUUUUCUUCCCUCCCACCAGCGACCCUGCCGGAGCCAGCCACAGCAAGCACUUCGGAGGGCUGGCAGACUCCUCCCCCCAUUCCGGCCGACACUUGGUUUCUUCCCAGAGCGGUGGCGGCGCAGGAACGGGUCAGCCCAACUCCUUCGGCAGGGGGGGGCUGGGGAACAGAGGCGGCGCGGGAGAGAAGCCCAGGCUGAGCUCCCCAACGUCUUCAAGCUCGGAAUUCAAAAAGAUCAACAAUACUAAUAAUAAUACUAAUAAUAAUACUAAUAAUAAUCCAAAUUCAAGUUCCACCUCGCGAAAGUCUUCCGAUGGCGAACUCGGAGGCCAGCCGAGAGAGCGGGAUCAGGAGCAGGAGCACUACAGGAUCGAGACCCGCGUCUCCUCCUCCUCCGACCCGCUCCCCGACAGCACCGUGGGAAAGGGGGCCCCCAUCGAGACUUUGGGGUACAGCAACCGCAGGACGUCCGGCGAGAGGAUCCUGACGGUGGAGUCGAUCAGGGUGAUCGGGAAGGGGUCCCUGCCUGCUGGAGAGGGGGGGGCCUGGUACGAAAGCGGCGAAGCCUACAUGGAAACCCCUUCCGAUCUCUCGGGGGUACCCCCCCUCCCGCCGUCCCCCUCCUCUUCCUCCUCUGCUCCUCCUCCUCCUCCUCCUCCUCUGGCGGCCGGGCUCCCCCAUCAGCAGCAGCCCCCUCCCCACCCCGGUUUCGGGAACCAGUUCGAGGAUUGCCUCCCCCUGCAGCACUUCCAGGACCCUGCGGGCGGCCCCUUUUUUGGGAACUCGCACACCCUGCUCCCUCCCAUCCCCCUCCUGCCGCCGCCCCCGCCAGGCGUCCCCAGAGAUUUCGGGAUGCCCCCCAACCCCUCUAACUACGACGAGGACCUGGGGAAUUACGGGGGAGUCCCUAUGAGGGGAGGGGGAGGGGUCGAAGUAUUACCCCCUCCUCUAAUGGGAGAUCACCUGCCCCACAGCGGCUUGCCCUGCCACCCCCGCCCCGGCACGGUCAAAGAGUAUUUCGGGGGGCACCCCAGCCUCCUGCCCUCCCCCACGGGGGAACACCCCCCCAACCUUGGGAGGGCGAGGGAGAACCUGGGGGGCCACGGUCACCCCCUGCCCGCCGGGCCUCAGUCCGGCUCUCCCAGGGAGCAGUGCGGGGGGCUGCAGCAAGGGGGCGCCCCACAGCAGCGGCACCGGCUGCCACCCCCCCUCCAGCAGCAGCGGCGGGACGGCGGGGUGGCGCCUCUACUCCCCCCACGGCCCCCCCACCCGAAACCGUUUCAACAGCAACGACCCCCUCACCCUCUGCAAACGGGACCCUAUUUCCGGAACCCGCGCCCCGAUUUCAGAGCCCGGGAUCCCCACUUCCACCCGAGGGAGCCGUUCCGAGGAGCCAAGAGGCCCAGGCCGUCUUUCAUGGGGGCGGGCGGCGGCGGGGGGGGGCCCUUUUACGCCCCCAAACGCCCUUUUCUUCCCCCUCGCUAUUAAAAUUAAAAAAAAAAUAACAGAAGAAAAGGAUCUUGCACCCACCCCUGCUCGCCCGACCUCCCCUCCCCACACACACACACAAUUUUUUAUUUUUUAAUGCGUCGAGUUUGCCAGCCCCCCCCCAGAAAAUAAGCCAAAUUCAUGUAACUUGGAGAAUGGAGCGAAGGCAGAAGCGGCCUGCCUGCCUGCCUGCCUGCCUGUGGGUGUGCCAGCAUUGUGUGCUUCAGCGCUCGGAGAGGAGAGAGGGAGCUGACAGAGAAUUAGAGAGAAGAAUAAAUAAGGGGGUUGUUAUUAUUUAUUUUUUUUGUGUGUGUUUUUCAUCUCCUUUCUGUAUUUUUUCUAUAGUGAGAGAGAGAAACACACCAUUGCAUUGUAUGUGAAGCAGCAGCACUGCUGAAUUCUGAGCCCGUGUUUGAGUAAGAGAAUCCGUUCAAGAUUGGAAACUUCACACAGGGGCAAGAAACAGGAAAAUAAUAAUAAUACUUUUCUAAUUGUGGAAAUGUUUGGAAGUGCUGAAGCAAACCUUGAUGAAUUUACAGCCAGUUGAGGAGAACCCCCCCCCCCCAUUUCGUAUUUCUAAACGUAGCGCUGCUUGAAGCUGCUUUUUAUUUUCUUUUGGGGGGGGGGGUUUGUUCAAGGGUUAAAACGUUUGCAAGGAUAUAAUCUCCAUCCUCUCCUGUAACUAUCUGGCGAAUGCAGCUCUCCCUUUAGAAAAGAGUUGUGUUCAAGUUGUGUGGGCUCAUUCCUGUUCUGUGUGAGAGAUGAUCAGUUUAGUGGCUCUAGUUUUGUUUUGUGUUCUUUUUUGUUCAAAAAAUGAUAUUAAAAAAACAACAACUUAUAAAUUAAAAU